UGGAAUUCAGGCGACCAGAUUGCCAUUCGCUUACUUGUUCUCUGAUACGCAUGCCAGAAGUCACAAAGGAAGUCGGCAUCGCCUUUGCCCUCACGUGGGCCGCGGCGUUCGCGACCUGCCUCGGCGGUCUCAUCAUCUUUAGCGCGUCCAUGGUCAAGAUGGCCAGCGCCAAGAACCUCUCGAUCGCGCUCGCGCUCGCUGGUGGCGUCAUGAUCUUCAUCUCGCUCGUCGAGAUCUUCAAAAAGGCUGUCGAGCAAUUCAUGGCCGGUAACGCGAACGCGGCUGGCGAGUGCGACCCGACGUGCGAGGGCAACGCGUGGGUCUAUACCAACAUUGCCUUUGCCAUUGGCGCCGGUAUCAUCUACCUCCUUGAUGCGCUUGUCCACCGUCUCUCGCCCGACCUCAAGGACGAAAUCGACGUCGCCGAUCUCUCGCGCCUCGAACAAGUCGUCGACGGCCACGUGCCUCUCUCGACGCCGCUCGACUGCGAGAAAGACACGCUCGCCGGCAAGGAGAAGGCAGCCAUGAACCGCACGGGCAUCCUCACGGCGAUUGCGCUUGCGAUCCACAACCUCCCGGAAGGCAUUGCCACGUACACGGCGGCGGUCCACGACCUCAAGGUUGGCGCCACGCUUGCGAUUGGUAUUGCGCUGCACAAUAUUCCCGAAGGCAUUGCUGUCGCGACGCCCGUCUACUUUGCGACGGGCAACCGCUGGAAAGCAUUCUUGUGGGCAUGCGGGUCGUCGCUCGCGGAGCCGCUCGGCGCGAUCCUCGCCUUCUUCAUCCUCGGCGACGGUCUCAACCCGUCUCUCGAGGGUGCAAUGUUUGGUCUCGUUGCUGGCAUGAUGGUGACGCUCUCAAUUAAGGAGCUCAUCCCGUCGGCCGUCAAGUUUUACCCCGACGGCCACGCCGUCUCGGUCGCGAUUCUGGGCGGCAUGGGACUCAUGUCUCUGAGUCUCAUCCUCUUUGCGUAUGUCGGCGUCUAAAACGACGACGGUCCAUAUUGGCGUUACGUCUGGUGCAACUGAAAGCCAAUUGAAUAAGAUCUUGUUCCUGUUUCUGCAA
Saprolegnia diclina VS20 is the source of this 1065-nucleotide messenger RNA. RefSeq lists its product as hypothetical. NCBI's taxonomy places the organism in Eukaryota, Oomycota, Saprolegniomycetes, Saprolegniales, Saprolegniaceae. The coding region runs from base 51 to 986 and encodes 311 amino acids. Gene Ontology annotation, molecular function: zinc ion transmembrane transporter activity. Gene Ontology annotation, biological process: zinc ion transmembrane transport. The record is from RefSeq and is a predicted model, not a curated record. The transcript has a single exon. Gene Ontology annotation, cellular component: membrane.